This is a messenger RNA of Scomber japonicus (chub mackerel), 4794 nucleotides long. It is a transcript of the gene lats2, whose product is annotated as large tumor suppressor kinase 2. The record is from RefSeq and is a predicted model, not a curated record. Gene Ontology annotation, biological process: peptidyl-serine phosphorylation; regulation of organ growth; positive regulation of apoptotic process. The transcript has 8 exons. Bases 252 to 3773 code for a protein of 1173 amino acids. Gene Ontology annotation, cellular component: nucleus; spindle pole. Gene Ontology annotation, molecular function: protein binding; protein serine/threonine kinase activity; ATP binding. NCBI's taxonomy places the organism in Eukaryota, Metazoa, Chordata, Actinopteri, Scombriformes, Scombridae.
CAUCAGCAGCGGGAGUAAAAAACACAAAGAGAAGUGGAAAACAAAACAAGGGACACAGAGGAGGACUCCCACCAAAUCUGUCCCUCCAAUCUGCUGCUGGAGACAUUAUCUAUUUAGGUCAGCCAGCUUUAGGAGGGAUCUUUUUUUUAUUUUGAAGGGGUGUGAGUGCCAGAUUGUGUGUGUGGGUGUUCGUGUGUGUGUGUGUGUAUUUCCCCUUUUUCGAGUAGGUGCCUGCCCUGGGCACUGAGGCCAUGAGGCCAAAGACUUUCCCGGCCGCCCCGUACGUGGGCAACACACGGCAGAGGCUCCAGGAGAUCAAGGAGGGUCUCAAGCAGCCGGCCAAGCUGGUGAGCCAGGCCCUGCACGGAGGCAGCUCCCGAUCCGAGGGCAGCAGAGGGGCCGACUGCAAGGGCGGGAAAGACACGGCCAGCAGGCAGCAGCAGCUCCGGCCCCCGCAGAAGUUCAACAACUAUCAGAAUGCCCUGCGAGAGAUCCGAAAGUCGCUCAUGCCCUUCGCCAACGAGUCGGGACCGUCCUCGGGGUCGGGACACCCAGCCGGCGCCGGAGAGGUUAACAGACAGAUGCUGCAGGAGCUGGUCAACGCCGGCUGUGAUCAGGAGAUGGCUGUGCGUGCGCUGAAGCAGACAGGAAGCAGGAACAUCGAGGCGGCCUUGGAGUACAUCAGUAAAAUGGGUUACCUCGACCCUCGCAACGAGCUCAUCGUCCGUGUCAUCAAACAGACUUCACCAGGAAAAGCUGGCAUGCCAAACUCAAUGGACCACCGGCCUGCGCUGGAGGCUUCAGGGGAAGCAGGUGUCAUGCCCCCGUACCACCAAAUGGGGGCCCCUCUGUAUGAGGGCGUUGGCUACGGCCCAGAGGGUGAAAUGGCCAGAUCCUACAUGAGUGCUCCUCCUGUUAUGAACUACAUGAUGGCCCCGUCUGGAGCAUCACAGGGCCCUGCCAUGGGAAACCCAAUGAGUCGACCUCCCAGUAUGGGCACAUAUCCACAGGUGAUGGCCAACCAGAGCAACCCAGCCAACACCAUGUACCCUCCAGGGGCCCAGCAGAAGGGCUAUCCUGGCAGUAUGGAGCAGCACGGGCCCAUGAUGAGCUACAACGUCCCCGGCCAGCCAUUGCAGCUCCAGCAACAGCCACAAGGGGGUCCUGUGCCUGGCCCCCAUUAUGACUAUGGCCAUGCCAGGCCUCACAUGAUGGAGCCUUCAGGCUACGGGGUCAAGAGAACCGCCUCCUUCCAGAACAAGAUGGCACCGCCCCCCAUGGCGCCCCAAGACAACUAUGUCAACAUGCAGGGUAAAGGGCCCAUGGGCCAGAACGGGCCAGGAGGGGCAGGAUAUCCUGCCAACCUGUACCUGCCCCCUCACUCCCACCCACGCCAGGCCAGCCCCACCUCCCACCAGGUCCACAUGAUAUCCCGUUCUCCAGGUGGGGUCACAAACAUGGGCCCAGACUUCUCUGAUCUUCCCCAGGGCUUGAUGACACCAUCUAGGGCCAGCCUCAACCUGGACCUGUAUGAGCACCACUGGGCAGGGCCUGCAGGCCCUGAAGGAGCCCCUCCAGCCAGGCAACCCCAACCCCAGGGCCCAUUUAGGGGUGAGGUGCGUGUCCCCAGCAGAACCAACUCCUUCAACAGUCGCUCUGCAGGGCCUGGCGGUGUUCGGCCUACGUUGGCAGCACCCCCUACGUCCGGGAAACAGGAUCCCUCCCUGGGCCCUCCAAACACCAUCACAGCUGUGACGUCCCCGCCCAUCCAACAGCCGGUCAAGAGUAUCCGUGUGAUGAGGCCAGAGCCCAAGACGGCUGUGGGGCCAUGCCACCCCGGCUGGAUGACCGCCCAGGGCCCGGACACAGCGGAACCUCUGGCCUAUAUGCCAGAGGAGACCUACACCCUUGAGCCUGCUCAGGACCUACGCUGCCCGCCACCACCUUACCCCAAAAAUCUGUUCAUGUCCGGGGCGCCUGGAGACACAGGGGCCCUGGAGGGAGCUGGGGCCAUGUGCGGAGGUCAGGACCACAGCAGCUCUGCCUCCAGAAGCACACGCAGCGGCAGCGGAGGCAGCGGAAAGGGCGAGGAGAACCAUCAAGUCAAAGAAAAGACCAAGAUGGGGAAAGGAGAGAAAACGGUGAAGGACAAGAAGCAGAUCCAGACGUCGCCUGUCCCCGUGAGAAAGAACGGACGCGACGAGGAGAAGAGGGAAUCCCGCAUCAAGACCUACUCGCCUUUCGCUUUCAAAUUCUACAUGGAGCAGCACAUAGAGAACGUGAUGAAGACCCACCAGCAGAAACUGAACCGCAGGUUUCAGCUGGAACAAGAGAUGUCCAAGGCGGGUCUGUCGGAAGCAGAGCAGGAACAGAUGAGGAAGAUGCUGAACCAGAAAGAAUCGAACUACAACAGGCUACGCCGUGCCAAAAUGGACAAGUCCAUGUUUGUCAAAAUCAAGACACUAGGCAUAGGAGCCUUUGGUGAGGUGUGCUUGACACGUAAGGUGGACACUGGUGCUCUUUAUGCCAUGAAAACACUACGCAAGAAAGACGUCCUCAACCGCAACCAGGUGGCCCACGUGAAAGCAGAGCGUGACAUCCUGGCAGAGGCAGACAACGAGUGGGUGGUGCGUCUCUACUACUCCUUCCAGGACCGAGACAGCCUCUACUUCGUCAUGGACUACAUCCCAGGAGGAGACAUGAUGAGCCUCCUCAUCCGAAUGGGCGUCUUCCCUGAACCUCUGGCACGCUUCUACGUGGCGGAGCUGACGCUGGCCAUUGAGAGCGUCCACAAGAUGGGCUUCAUCCACCGCGACAUCAAGCCCGACAACAUCCUCAUCGACCUGGACGGACACAUCAAGCUGACGGACUUCGGCCUGUGCACGGGUUUCCGCUGGACACACAACUCCAAGUAUUACCAGAAAGGGAGUCACAUCAGACAGGACAGCAUGGAGCCCAGUGACUUCUGGGAUGACGUGUCUAACUGUCGCUGCGGCGACCGGCUGAUGACGCUAGAGUCGCACGCCAACCGGCAGCACCAGCGCUGCCUGGCUCACUCUCUGGUGGGAACACCCAACUACAUCGCACCUGAGGUGCUGCUCCGCAAAGGUUACACCCAGCUGUGCGACUGGUGGAGCGUGGGAGUGAUCCUGUUUGAAAUGCUGGUGGGACAGCCACCCUUCCUGGCCCCCACUCCCACCGAGACCCAGAUUAAGGUCAUUAACUGGGAGAGCACACUACAGGUGCCUGUGCAGGUCAAACUGAGCCCCGAGGCCGUGGACAUCAUCGCCCGCCUCUGCUGUUCUGCGGAGGACCGUCUGGGAGCCAACGGCGCUGGUGAGAUCAAAGCCCACCCCUUCUUCACCCAGAUGGACUUCUCCAGCAACCUGCGGCAGCAACCGGCCCCCUACCGACCUAAAAUCGCCCACCCCAUGGACACGUCCAACUUCGACCCCGUGGAGGAGGAGGGCGGCCCCGGGGCGUGGAGCGACAGCGGGGACAGCACCCGGGCCCUGGACGCGCUCUGCUCCCCCCACGGGAAGCACCCGGAGCACGCCUUCUACGAGUUCACCUUCCGCCGGUUCUUCGACGACCACGGGUGUCCCUUCCGCUACCCGAAACCUAUGGAGGCCAGCGAGGGGCCUCCCAGCGUCUCCGGAGCCAGCUGCACGGGCCCGGACGAGGAGGACGAACAGGAAGAGGAGGAGGAAGAGGAGGAAGAUGACGAAGAGGAGGGAGAGCAAGGGGAGGGGUGCGAGCCGGUCUACGUCUAGAGAUGCAGACCGUCAAAACCGAUCCUUGUCAGCUCACGACUCUUCUUCUUCUGUUUGUGUGUGUGUGUGUAGAGGUGUGCGUGACACACAGGUGCGUGUGUGUGUGUGUGUGUGUGUUUACGCAGCAUCUGGCGUGUGCGUGAUAUCACAGAGCGUGAUAGUUAAGUUUGCAGGAGCAGGACAGAUAAACGUCGCCCCCUUGUGGAAUCUACUGUGCGUCCACAAUGACUUCAAACACUAGUCUCCCCCUCACCUGGGACCAAGAAACAACACUUGUGUGCGUGAGCGGCUGCAUCGAGGGUGAAACGGACACGGUUAGGAGGUUAGGAGGUUAGGAGGAGCGAGACUUUAAAAAAAACUAAAAACUGCACAGGCUGAAAGGAGAUUGUUAAAAUCUUUCGGGAACGUGAGGACGUUUGGAUCACAGAGGAAGUUCGAACAAAGAUUUUUUUUUUUUGAGACUCGAGGACUGCCUCUGGUUCCUCCCAAAGCGGUUUCUUCUUCGUAUCCCAUUCCUUCCACCCUCGGUCUUACAGGAGACUGACGCAGGAGCUGCUUUACACUGCGAUAUGGGAGCGUAUCUGUGAGCGCAGGAGACAGAGACUGAAUCAGCAACACGCCUCUUUCACAGCUGCUGCAAAAUAAGCUACAAAAAAAAAGAAAAAAGAAACACACACACACAUGCAUGCACAUGCACACAUUCACACACAUUUACUCAGUAACGGCUCAUGGGGUUAUAAGAAAGGUGUGGGUAUCUGCAGGUAGAUUUCAGUGAUGUUUUUGGGCUCAAAGGUUUAGAAACAGCUGUUAAGUGUCCCUGAAAGCAUUCCUUUUUAAAAUAUGUUCAUUUCUAUAUAUUUUCAAUCUUCUGCAUUUUCAGCAGAUUAAAGUUCAAAAAAUUGGAAUGGACACAACAAAAUAUUUUCUAUUGGUUUAUCUUCUACACUCACAGCAGCCUCCUUUUAUUUAGAUUUUGUGCCAUAAUGUUUUAAAUCUUCACUCAAGAGGCUGCUGCUACAAA